AUGGACAAUUCAACGAUUGUGCUGAUUGGUAUUUUGAUUUUAGGGUAUCUGCUUACUUUGAAACAGAAUUCGAAGAAGAGAGAGGAGAAAUUGAAGCUGAUAAAUAGAGUACGAAACUUGAAGGCAGAGGAGAACGAGAUGUUAGCAACACCUAAAACGGAUACGAAAGAGACUCCCCAAAACCUCAACCCUGAAGGUGUGACUGACGGAGAGGAGAAGCCUGAUCUGGACGAGAUUGAGGACAAAAAACCGUUUACCAAGAGAGAAGUAACUCAGGAUAUGAUCGAAGUGGUACAAACAUUAGCCCCAAAUUUGGACGUUGAACAGAUUCGUGCCAGUCUGCAAAAGACAGGAUCUAUUGAAAAGACGGUGACCUACUAUCUGGCUGGGGAAGAGUUCCCAUCUGCUGAUGAGUGA
Huiozyma naganishii CBS 8797 is the source of this 417-nucleotide messenger RNA. It is a transcript of the gene CUE4, whose product is annotated as Cue4p. The record is from RefSeq and is a predicted model, not a curated record. The transcript has a single exon. Lineage: Eukaryota; Fungi; Ascomycota; Saccharomycetes; Saccharomycetales; Saccharomycetaceae. Bases 1 to 417 code for a protein of 138 amino acids. Gene Ontology annotation, molecular function: ubiquitin binding.